GUCCCCCAUAGCCUUGGAGCUUUCUCCACUCAAGUCAAUUGGCCCUAAUCAUGCCUUAUCCACACCCGAUCCUGAAACGCAUCACUACGUCCUCUGACGAGAGUGACUCUCCAUACUCAUCUUCAGGAGCAAUAAGAAUCAACCAUUCCAAAGUUCACUUUCCCAAUCAUCCUGACGCUCUGAGUCGCACACACCUUGCUCACAGUCCAGACCAGUAUGAUCGCUCGCCCAUCUCCGUGCAACCUAAUUCCUGUGCUUUGCCUGAGCGUGGAUGCCCUGGUCGCACUUAUUCUGGCAGCAGCGGUGAAGCUGCUAUGGAUGUUGAGAAUAGCAGUCCCGUGCGCGGCUGGCCUCGACGAAAAGGUGAUCAUAUGCACCCUCGAGCAAGGAUAACGGGAUUCAAUACUAGUAGAAACGACGCGUCUGUACCGCCAUCCCUCAUUCAGGACCUAUCAGACACGUCCGAAGACUCCGAUAAUAAUGCAUCUGCGACGCGACCCCUUUACGCAAAAACCGCUUCUUCCAUAUCCACUGCAUCAGCUACUUCCGCAACAUCGUCCCAGUCAUCUCUGCGUCUAUCCCCAAAAGGUGAUCCUGCGCAGCUUGCCUUCCUUCCGCAUCCGCAUUCCUCUCCGUACACGGCUGAACGCCCUGCCACUCCCUAUCCGUACACAUCCGGGUCAUCAACGCGUAAUUCAAGGCAAACCCAAAGAUCACCCCCAUCUUCGACUCAGCAACGUCGGAGAAGUCGUAGUCGUGUUCGUGGAAGCCCCGUACGUGACAGGUUCGGCGACAGGGAUAGAGCCGCUCGUGGGAAUCAAGAUGAAGGCUGUCUCGGCGGAUUCUGA
This is a messenger RNA of Fomitiporia mediterranea MF3/22, 848 nucleotides long. RefSeq lists its product as uncharacterized. The record is from RefSeq and is a predicted model, not a curated record. The transcript is spliced from 2 exons. Lineage: Eukaryota; Fungi; Basidiomycota; Agaricomycetes; Hymenochaetales; Hymenochaetaceae. The coding region runs from base 51 to 848 and encodes 265 amino acids.